This is a messenger RNA of Symbiodinium sp. CCMP2456, 969 nucleotides long. The record is from the annotation of a GenBank genome assembly. Lineage: Eukaryota; Dinophyceae; Suessiales; Symbiodiniaceae.
AUGCCAGGCAAAGAGUGCAAUGCCUGCCAAACACAAUCAAGUUGGAAGAUCGCGCUAAGAGGCUUCCUCCUCUUGGAGACCAUGCGGGGAAUGGACUUCAACCAGGUGGUCGGGCGCUUCGGCGACGGUUCGCCUGUCCGGCUCUCCAGCUUCAACUACUUCCAGUUCGAUGGCAGCGACAGCGAAAUUUGGGAUCCCACGUUCCUGGCCCGACUUGCCUACGAGGGCUUCUUCACCAUCACCACAGCGAGGAGAAGACAGCGUGAGCCACUGCCUGAGCUGCAGCCUUUCUACGGCGUGCUCGAUUGGCACAACUUGAACCGGUCGAAGCACGUGAACAAAGCUCUGAGACGUCUGGGGGCUGAAACACCCCGCCGGUACUUCCUGUACUGCGACCGAGAUCUUGAAGAGACCUACAAGCAGCUGGAUCGUUACCAGAAGGAGCAGCACGGGGAGAACUGGAUGACUUGGAAGUACGUGCAGGCUUUUCGGCGCGCCAGUGACGAUCCGAAGAUCAACUUCCGUCUCCACUCGAUCGAGCUUUACGACGGUCCGCGGCCGGCGGAAGAGCCUGCGGCUGAUGCGCCCAAGUUGAUCGCGGGUGAGAUUGGGUACUCCAUCGGCAAGGUCUACACGAGCUUGUCUGGAUUCAGUCUUCGCAGUGCGGAUGGCCUCGGAUGGAUGCAGCUCGCCUGCCUGGGCAAGUGGCUGGAGGAGAAGCGCUACGCUUUCUGGAGCUUGGGCCACUGCUACAGCCCGCACAUGGAGUACAAGCGGCAGCUGGGCCAUCGGAUCUACACCCGCGCCGAGUUCCUGGAGCGGCUGAAGCGCGAGCGAGGACCUUUCCGGUGCUCACCAGAUCAGCUUUCACAUCAGCUGGGAAAGGGCGAGGAGUUUGACGCCGACACUGUGCUGGCAGGCCUGCAGCGAUCCGACAAGUUCGCCGAGAGCCUUCUUGUGAGCGAUUGA